Molecule: messenger RNA, 1701 nt
Organism: Daldinia caldariorum
Lineage: Eukaryota; Fungi; Ascomycota; Sordariomycetes; Xylariales; Hypoxylaceae
Exons: 2
Coding region: 68-1675 (535 amino acids)
Source: RefSeq, a predicted model, not a curated record
CGUAAUCAACAUCGACUCUAGAUUGCACCAUUCAUCCUAAGCCCUUAUCUCACUAUCUGUUUCCAAGAUGAGUGUCACGAUCGGCAAGAUCAACCGAAAUGUCUUGAUGGAGUACUCCGUGAUGGAUGGACUGGAGGCAACGGUUCGACUACAAAAGGAAAUACCUUGGCAUAGUGGUGUAAAGCUUCCCGAUGGACACGAAGUCUCAUGCUACAACGUGGACAUAUUGAUCAUGCUAGUCAGGCUGCUCCUAAGCUUAGGAUUCGUUCCGGAAGACGGGAAAAGAAACUACGGUGCCAUAAUCGCAGCCUGUCAUAGCUUCGGUAAGAGCAGGGAGGACGAUUACGAAGCAAAGGGCAGAUUUGUGACCAAUCUGUUCCCGAGAGAAAGUGACCACCCGAAAAUGUUGUCCAAGCUAACUAUGCAUGAAAUAUUUGAACGCCCCGAGGUUAAGAGGUUCAUAUUCAAUAACGUUUCCUUCGUCCUGGUCAACAGGGUGGAGUACACCGUGGACGCAAACUGCAUGGAAAUUCGAGAUGCCAGCAUCGUCGCCCACGACCUAGAUUCCAAUAACGUCUACUGGGAUGGCGCGUCUGAUCUCGGCGAAGCUGUGAGCAGACAAGCCGGCGCGCAGGCGCACGACCCAGACGAUCCGAACCUUGUGCGAUACAGGUUUUCCGGGAGGCCGAAACUUAUCCGCGUCACAUACACCCCCGAGGCAGACAAAGCCCCGGGGUUUGAGCAGACGCAUGGCGGUAGUAAGACAGUAAAUGGGAACGACACGUACGCACUACGCGUGGUGGUCAAGGCGACAUCCCCGGAGGGUUCGGGCGGCAGAGACGAAGCUUCGAACGACAUUCGCAUUUACGCUGCCGUGGGGGAAGACAUAGAGACAAAUACGGUCUGGGAUCCGGAGAUAAGCUACGAAGAGGAGAAAAGAAAUCGCAGGCAGGUGGAGCCGUGGAAUCUGGGUCAGAAAGGAUACCAAUAUACCUUGAUCUACAGCAGUAUGAUCGACCCGGGAGCCGACGCCGAUGCAAAGGCCCUUACUCCGCCUCCGCCUUCCCAAACUAGCCGCGAAGUCAGAGAUACGACGCCAGACCAUGAUUUCUAUCACCCCCAGAUAUACGAGGACACGCUGGAUGGGCUAAGCUCCGAGGCGCGUAGAAGUCCCUGGAGAAACAUGGGUACGCCGACGGCUGAAGAGCGCGGCGGCUUCGCGUCACCGUCUGGGCACGGACAUACUGCAGGAGAACGAUCCCCAUGGGGAUUAUCCCCAGGGGAAGUACCCCAAGGAGACCAGCUGCGCAGGGUGGAACCCUCCCGUCACGGUACCGAGCAGGCGUCGGGCUCACACGAAGCUUACGGCCGGCCUAUCCUAGCCGGCAUGUCCGAUCGGCAUGGGACGAGACCAGGAGCCGAUUAUAGCAGCGCUAUCCACCAUCAGCCGGUAUAUUAUGCGCAGGAUAGCCGUCGAAGCUACAAUCAGGACGGCCGCACAAACGACGGUCGAGAUGAGGGCGAGCAGAGGAGGGAGCCACCUCGGGAACCACCUCAGGAGCCCAUGGCAGACAGACUACGGGGAGAUGCUUCGCGCCGACGGGGAAACAAUCCGCACUGGCGAAAAUAUUAUCUUCAACAGCCGUACCAACAGUAUAGAGGAGGGCAUAGAUGAUAGUAAAAGUCUGCGUGUCACGGUAC